GUUAUUUGAUUCUAUUAUUCGUGUAAAUAUGUGUUCUGUUAUUUGAUUCUAUUAUUCGUGUAAAUAUGUGCAACUAAAACGACGCCUGGUCACUAUUUAUGUUUCUCUCUCUUCCCUCCAUCUGCCCAGUGCCUCAUGCAUUUUUGUUUUAUAUACAGUGGAGGAAAAGCAUGAAAAUGAAACAAGACAAUGACUGGCUUGACUGAAACAAAUAUUAAAGAAUUUGAAAAAAAAAAAUGGCUGCCAGUAGGCCCCAUAGAAGUGCAAGGAGCCACAGUCCCUUGCAUUCAACCCUCUGAUGCAUUAUCCCUCUCAGAAACAAUAACAAUAUUUAGCUUUAACAACUCAACCAGUUUCUUUUUCUUCCAUAUCUUUUCGCAGAGAUAAGCUUGCAGUUUGAAAGGAUACCAUGGAGGGCCAAUGUGCAAUAAAGAAAGAUGUCACCGAAUUAAUCGGAAAUACCCCAAUGGUGUACCUGAACAAUGUUGUGGAAGGUUGUGUAGCUCGUAUUGCUGCCAAGCUAGAGACGAUGGAACCCUGCUCUAGUGUUAAAGACAGGAUUGCACAUAGUAUGAUCAAGGAUGCGGAGGAUAAAGGUCUGAUAACUCCGGGAAAGACUGUUCUCAUUGAGCCCACAGGUGGCAACACUGGCAUUGGAUUAGCAUCCAUAGCAGCUAGCAAGGGUUACAAGCUGAAGCUAGUCAUGCCAUCAUCAUAUAGUUUUGAAAGAAGAAUUGUGCUCCUAGCUUUUGGAGCUGAGGUACACCUCACAUAUGGGGACAAAGGUUUUCAGGAAGUUCUUGAUAAGGCCGAGGAGUUGCUACGUGAAACACCCGAUAGUCAUAUGCUUCAGCAAUUUGAAAAUCCUGCCAAUCCAAAGAUUCAUUACGAAACCACUGGGCCGGAGAUAUGGAGAGACUCAGCAGGGAAAGUUGAUAUCUUGGUUUCAGGGAUAGGAACCGGUGGCACAGUAACCGGUAUAGGGAAAUUUCUUAAAGUGCAAAAUCCAGAGAUCAAGGUGUAUGGUGUAGAACCAGUUGAGAGUGCAGUCUUGAAUGGCGGUCCACCUGGAAAGCAUCUGAUCCAAGGAAUCGGUUCUGGCUUCAUUCCUCAAGUUCUUGAUGUUAGCCUGCUAGACGAAGUUAUUCCAGUAUCCGGUGAGGAAUCUAUUGAGACUGGUAAGCUACUUGCCUUAAAAGAAGGUCUUUUGGUGGGAUUCUCAUCUGGUGCUGCAACAGCAGCAGCAGUAAAGUUGGCAAAAAGGCCGGAAAAUGCCGGAAAACUAAUAGUUGUCGUGUUCCCCAGUUGUGGAGAGCGGUAUCUGUCUACUGCACUAUUUGAUACCAUUAGGCAUGAGGCAGAAAACAUGACUUUUUGACAGCGUUGCCUAUAAUUGAAAUAAUACAUAGACUAGUUCUUGUUUGUAUGGCAUAAUGACUAUGGACCCGUAAAUGGUUAUUACCACUCACAGAUCCUUGUUAUCCUCAUUGGAUUAAGGGUUCUUUCUCUGUCUGUUUAUCUUGAACACACUUCUAUUCAAACCAUCAAUAAUACAUAUAUAGUAUUUCAAGUG
Rosa chinensis is the source of this 1573-nucleotide messenger RNA. Its product is annotated as cysteine synthase. Gene Ontology annotation, molecular function: cysteine synthase activity. Bases 410 to 1378 code for a protein of 322 amino acids. The transcript has 11 exons. Gene Ontology annotation, cellular component: cytoplasm. The record is from RefSeq and is a predicted model, not a curated record. NCBI's taxonomy places the organism in Eukaryota, Viridiplantae, Streptophyta, Magnoliopsida, Rosales, Rosaceae.